AUGGCGACCGCCACCCUGUUAGCAGCUCUGGCAUCAGCCCAUCCCUCGUGUCCCCUGGAGACUGCCCGCCGGAGUCUUGUCCGGUUGCGCUCGAAAGAGGGCAAUGGUAGUUGGCACAUCUUCCCUGCUGCCCUAUCAACGCGUGCAGAGACAUUAGAAAUGUACUUGUUUGGGUUCGGAAAGCGAUUGACCCCGGUUUCUCGGGGCGACGACCUCUUUCGCAGAGGGCAUAAAUCCCUAGAUUCCCUUAUAUGCAGUGUCUUUCGAGGGAGGUCUUUUCAAGGUCACCGUCACGAGUCAUAA
Protopolystoma xenopodis is the source of this 303-nucleotide messenger RNA. The record is from the annotation of a GenBank genome assembly. NCBI's taxonomy places the organism in Eukaryota, Metazoa, Platyhelminthes, Monogenea, Polystomatidea, Polystomatidae.